GCUCGAGUGCGCGCGGUCACAUAUGCAUGUGACGGUCGAUUAUUAUGGUGCGGGGUGUCGAGCAGGGCGGCCCCGCCAUGGACGAGUCUUCGUCGUCGUCGUCGCCGUCGCCGGUGUCCGCGCCUGCAGGGCAGGCAGCCAUGACGGCCGGCGGCAUCGCCACCGUGGCGGCCGUGCUCAUCGUCUUCGCGGCGCUCACGCUCGCCUUCGUCCUGCUCCAGUGCUACUGCGACGAGCGGCGCCGCGCCGUGACGACGACGUCGACGAGCGGGCGCGGGCGGCGGCCGCGGCCGCGGCGGCGCUCUGGGAGCGGCGGGGACGGUGGAACGGGAGGAGGGGUCGACCCGGAGGUGCUCCGGUCGCUGCCGGUCACGGUGUACAGCCGCAGCACGGCGGCGGCGGCGGCGAAGGAGGAGGAGGAGGAGGACGACGACGGCGUCGAGUGCGCGGUGUGCCUCGCGGAGCUCGAGGACGGCGAGGAGGCCAGGUUCCUCCCCCGGUGCGGCCACGGCUUCCACGCCGAGUGCGUCGACAUGUGGCUCGGCUCCCACUCCACCUGCCCGCUCUGCCGCCUCACCGUCGUCGUGCCGCCGCCGCCUCUUCCUCCCGUCCCGCCGGAGCCGCCGGCGAGCUACACCGUGAGCCUCCCGGCGAGCGUCCUGCUCGGCCUGUCCGACCAUGGCGCCGGCGCGGUGACCAUGACAGCGGAGGGCCGCAGCACGCUGGUGAUCGAGAUCCCCGAAUCCGCGGCUUCGACGACCCCGCGCGACGCGGCGGCGAGGUCGUCGCCGAGCUUGGCGCGGCUGAGGUCACUGAGAAGGCUCUGGAGCUUCGGGCGGCAAGGGGCGGCGGGGUCGACGUCGUCAUGCUCCUGCGCCACCGGAGGAGACAACGACGACGGCGACGUCGAGCACGGUGUCAGCGUCACCGUCGCCAUCCGCGCCGUGGAGGCGGCAACGCCGGCACGGCCACCGGAGGCCGAGGCCGGUGCAAGAACCGCCGCCGCGCAUGUCCGGAAUUGACGGCGGCGAGGUCGUCAAGUAUUAUAAGGCGAUCUCCCUGUACAUAUCGGUAGAACCGAACUGGAAUCGCCAUUAAUUCCUACGAUUUUAGAAAAUAUCAAUUUCAUUUUUAAGAUUAGAAACAUUUAAGUAGAAAUUAUUUGUUCAUCAGUCAAGUAGCAAAGAGAAAUGUAUGGAUGGCAGUGAGAAGCAUCCCUCUCCGUAUGUUCCAUGAAUUGUGAGCCGAAUAUGAAUUUCAGCCAAAUCUUGACUAUCA
This is a messenger RNA of Oryza sativa Japonica Group (Japanese rice), 1278 nucleotides long. RefSeq names its product E3 ubiquitin-protein ligase EL5. Lineage: Eukaryota; Viridiplantae; Streptophyta; Magnoliopsida; Poales; Poaceae. The record is from RefSeq and is a predicted model, not a curated record.